AUGAGCCACCGUUCUAAACACUCUCCCGAAAAGGGUAAAGACAAACCUUUGCCCACUUCCGUUCCCUCCCUUCACACGCCCUCUGCGACAGCGGCAUUAUACAACUUUCGUCUUCUAGCCGCUCUUCGUUCAGACGAUCCAGCUCAGGUACAACCUUUUCUCGACGAGCUCAAACUUGUCAAAGGACAAGAAGGGGAAAGUGUGGCCAAAGCUGGAAGGUUGUUAGCUAUGGCUGUACGCGUCGCACCAGUAUCAAUCGUCUCUGAUAUACUCGCUUCACCGUACAUACCUUCACCCAACAUACGUUUAGAACAAAACUCGCCAGCGACAGCUUUGCACGUGGCUUCUCAAAUUGGACGAGCGGACGUCGUCGAGAUGUUACUCAAUCAUCCAAAGAUCAAUGAUACUAUUCGAGACGAGCAGGGGAGGACGGCCCUUGAGUGCGCUGCGAACACGGAAAUUGCAUCUUUGGUAGAAGACUCGAGGGCAGCUCUUCAAAUGAGAUUCAUAGCACUGCUAGCUAGCUAUGUGUCCAGUCCUCUGAGCUCCGUCGACGAGGCUGCUAGAAUGUCAGAGUUCCUCUCAAGUCCCAGGGUGGACAUACUCAAUCUCAAUGCCCUCGAUGAGAGGAGUGGGACCAGUCUCCUACACGAGGCCGCUCGUCGGCGAGACUUACGACUUGUCGAGCUCUGCGUCAAGCGCGGUGCAGAUGUUUUCGUGCGCGAUAAAAGAGGAAGGAGGGUGUUAGAGGGCGAAAAGGGCGCAGAUGAACGGAUCAAGGCGUUUCUGAGGCAAUUCAGUAAUCAAGACAACCUUGUUCAGCCAAAGAGUGAUGGCCGCCCUCCAGAUUUACGUGGCUUUUUGAGCAAAUGGGUCAACUAUCGUAGUGGCUGGCGCUCGCGAUGGUUCGUAUUGGAAAAUGGCGUCCUCAGCUAUUACCGCAAUCGAGAAGAAGAGUCAGUGGCUUGUCGCGGGUCCAUCGCUAUAGCUACGGCAUCUUUCAACCCAUCCUCCGAUGGCUCUCGUUUUGAGAUUUCAUCCCGAGUAUCUUAUUCUGCUCCGAAGAUUAUCGUCAAAUCCGCUCACCGAGCCGAGAUAGCCCGCUGGAUUCAGGCCAUCCGACUAAAUCUCGAUUAUUACUCCAAAGGUGGCCAACCAAGCAAACGCACAGGCUCGAUAAACUCUUUAACUCCGACUACAGAGAAACCAGCCAAGUCUGCUUUGCGCACAUUACCUCCACCGGACACGUUCUUAUCACCUGCAUUGCAACGUUCCACCACCGGUCUAAGUGGGAUCAGCAUUGCCACUCAACGCACAAUUACGAAGGAUGAAUCUCCCGACAUGUCCAAUUUAGGCAUGGAAGAUGACAAUGAGGAGACUAUGUCAAUUUUCGAGGCUGCCGAUAAAGAGAGCUUGACUGGUAGUGGUGAACCAGCUCAAGAACAACAUGGUAUACCUCACGAAGCAUCGUACGAUAUGGGCGUGCUCUCUAUCAAAGCUCAACUCGAUACGACAAUUCAGCUCAUGGAAUCGCUCCUUGAGCCUUUGCUUAACCAAGCAUCUUCGUCUCUCCCUUUAGGUCGAGAUGUUUCUCGCAACGCAGCAAUAAAAGAUGCGUUAAGAAGCAGCAUGACAACAUUGGGCAACCUCAUUUCUCACCAGAGUAUCAUGUCUCAAGAUCGGGAAAGAUACCUUUUGAGCAGAAUAAACCGUGAAGUUGAAGCCCGGAAGCUAUGGGAGGAAAACAUGUUAGCGGUGGCUCAACAACAAGAAGAAACCGAUAAACAACUCACUCUGGCCGCAAGAGACAACGAGAAGAAACGUCGAGCAUUACGUCAAGCCAAAGGUGUCUUAGCAGAGAUAACGGGAUCAACUUCUGUGCCCACUUCAAAACCUGGUUCACCAGGGAAAACGGGGUUCACACCUCUUCAUCCACCUACUGGAGCGGAAUCAGGUAUUCUCGAUAUCCCGUUGACCCCCGGUACAGCUCCAUCCUUCUCGCCUGGAAUAUUCCCAGCCUUGUCACCCGGAAGUACGAGACCUAGUAUCAGUAAUAUCCAAGAGGUGCAAUCGGUUUUGGAGGCGGCAGAUACCGAUACUGAAGAUGGAGAUGACGAGUUUUUCGAUGCUAUAGAAACGAACAAUAUCCCGAAUCUGAGAUUACAUGAGAGUAUAGCUCAUCCGGAGAAAGAAAGACCGGGCACACCAGUUUCUGCGGAUAGAAAAGUAGAUCUUCAUAAACCAAAAAGUGGCACGAUCCAUGAGUUUUUGGCGAGAAAGAGUUUGGAACCUUAUCUGCACGUAAGGAAUAAGUUGCCUAUUGAUGAUGAUAAAAGGCCUAGUGUUUCACUCUGGUCCAUCCUUAAAUCCUCUGUCGGCAAAGACCUCACCAAAAUCUCAUUCCCCGUUUCGUUCAACGAAUGUACUUCCAUGUUACAGCGCAUGGCGGAGGAUAUGGAAUACGACGCAUGUCUCACCGUCGCCGCUGCUGAGCAAGAUUCGUUGAAACGAUUAGCUUUCGUGGCUGCUUUUGCCAUGUCGAAUUAUUCAAGUACGAUAGGGAGGAUUGCCAAGCCGUUCAAUCCGCUCUUGAGUCAGAGUUUUGAAUAUGCUGUUCCGGGGAGGUAUCGAUAUAUCUCGGAACAGGUAUCUCACCAUCCUCCAAUUUCUGCAUGUUAUUCCGAAGCUCCCACUUGGAAUUAUUACGGCGAAGUCGACGCCCAGAAUAAAUUUCAAGGGCGUUCCUUCGAAAUCCGUCCUACAGGUGUAGCACACGCGGAGCUCAUUAUCCCUCGUUCGUGGACCACGAGACAUCUCAAUUAUCCACCCGCUCCAUCAGAGUAUGAGUCCAACGAAGAAUUGGUCGUGGAGCAUUACUCAUGGAAGAAAGUAACGACAAACGUGUCGAACUUCAUCAUGGGUACACCUCUGAUUGAUCAUUAUGGAGAUUUGGUAGUGACCAAUCAUAGGACUGGAGAGACUUGUACGUUGACUUUUAAACCUCGUGGAUGGAGAGGGAAGGAUGCUUUUGAGAUCAAAGGGACGGUUAGGAAUGGGGAUGGGACGGAAGCUUGGGAUAUUGCUGGGCGUUGGGAUUCACAACUCAUCGCACGUCAAUCUGGCAAAGGGAAUUUGCCACUUGAUUCCGCGACAGAAAUCCAACCGACUCAACAAGAGUAUCUCUUACUUUGGCGGAAUAGCGAAAAACCAAAAGCUCCGUUCAACUUGACGCCAUAUGCCAUCACUCUGAAUGACAUACCUCCAGGAUUAAAAGAUUACCUCUGUCCUACCGAUUGUAGACUUCGUACGGAUCAAAGAGCUUUCGAAAAUGCUGAAUAUGACAAGGCCCAGGAGUUGAAAACGCAAAAUGAAGAAAAACAACGUUUGACACGUAAACUUCGAGCGGAAGGUAAACUCCCACCUCAUGAAUCUAGAUGGUUUUAUCCUUCUCGAGAUACCGACAGCGGUGAACGAGUUUGGAUCCCAAGAAGGACAGAGAGUGGAGAGGUUUUAUUCUGGGCGGAAAGGGAACGUGCUUUGGAGACGAAAUGGGCAAAUGUUGAUCAUAUUUUCGUAGAAGGGUGAGUUUCGGAAUUGGUUGGGUUGUUAAAACGUCAAAAUCAAGUGGAUGGCGGAGGAAUGAACGUA
Molecule: messenger RNA, 3648 nt
Organism: Tremella mesenterica DSM 1558
Lineage: Eukaryota; Fungi; Basidiomycota; Tremellomycetes; Tremellales; Tremellaceae
Exons: 14
Coding region: 1-3585 (1194 amino acids)
Biological process (GO): piecemeal microautophagy of the nucleus; exocytosis; endocytosis
Cellular component (GO): cytosol; intracellular membrane-bounded organelle; membrane
Molecular function (GO): protein binding; sterol binding
Source: RefSeq, a predicted model, not a curated record